Molecule: messenger RNA, 3090 nt
Organism: Cydia fagiglandana
Lineage: Eukaryota; Metazoa; Arthropoda; Insecta; Lepidoptera; Tortricidae
Gene: vn
Product: protein vein
Exons: 5
Coding region: 73-1017 (314 amino acids)
Biological process (GO): homophilic cell-cell adhesion; axon guidance; dendrite self-avoidance
Cellular component (GO): plasma membrane; axon
Molecular function (GO): cell-cell adhesion mediator activity
Source: RefSeq, a predicted model, not a curated record
UUCAGCCGCAGUCGCGAGCCGCCCGCCGAGAGGCACACACGCGUCCAGUGGACGAGUUGCGGCGAUGGCGCGAUGAAUUGCGCUCGCGCGGCGUACUGGGCCCUCCUCUGCCUCGCCGCUAGCGCCCUAGCCGCGCCAAGACGCCUCUACUGCGAGCGCGCCGACGUCGCCUGGCGGGCCUACCGUGCGCCCGCGGCCUUUGAGGCUCGCAUCCAGUCCUUGUCCAAAGACGCAGCGACCAUCCAGAUCAAGCGCGUGCUCAGGCAGCAAGGACACUGGCCACGGGAGGAUUCUAUCUUACGACUGAAACUCCCACCUCAGGACCCUCGCGAGUGCACGGGGCGGUUCGAAGUCCCUUUGAAAAAUAGAAGAAACUACAUAGUCUUUGCCGAAAGACACGGACACCAGGCUGUGGCGCUAGGCCCGCCGCUGAAGAGGACUGGGAAACUGCUGCGGAGGAUCAGAGCAGUCUACAAGCCGGGAUACAGUAGUCCAGCAAGAGUGGAACCAAUGCAAUCGGUGCGCACGACACGCGGGAGCCGUGUGCGGCUCGAGUGCCGGGCGAGCGCGCGCCCGCCGCCUCGCAUCACAUGGUAUAAAGACGGCCGGCCCGUCGCCGAUAUCGCGCUCAGGAGAUUCCGGGUGCAGAACUUUAGGAGGCGCUCAGUGCUAGUAAUAAGGCACGCUCGGCGCGAGGACACGGCCACUUACGAGUGCAGAGCCCAGGGUGCCGUGGGGCCGCCGGCCGUGGCCGCGGCCAACGUCAGCGUCAUGCUGCCAGUCACAGCGACGCCAGACACGACGACAUUGGGAGCCCCAUGUCCAAUGCCUGACCCGUCUUCGUACUGCCUCAAUGGAGGCACUUGCCUAUACUUUCAGCUUGUACAAGAACAAGCUUGCAAAUGCCCUGAAGGUUUCAACGGCCAGCGCUGCGAAAACAAGGAUAUAACAAAUAGCAGUAGUAUGUAUCAUUCCUAUACGUGCAAACUGGGCCUCUCCACGUCCUACUACUGUUAGCUGUUACUACACAACUCCGCAAUGACUAUGACCUACGGAAUUUAGCUAGUAGGAAAGCUAAAAUCCGUGAGUUAAAGUAUCCAUAAGUAUAAAAUUUUCCGCUACAUGGUCUUACAUGCGAUUGUGUUUCUGCUGAAGGUUUGAAAAGCUUGAGGUCGGUUGAGAAGAAAAUGUUGCGCGUGAGAACAGAACUACAAGAUUUAGCAACAUGUUGUGGCAUGAGCGGACCUUUUGUACUUAUUUAUUUUGUGGCAUAACCCACCUCGUUCCAAUUUUUAUUAUAUUUGUUCGCGAUGUUACAUUCGCCGCAUUCGAAUGUUGGACUGUAAAUUAGUUAUCUUGACUAUCUUAAGUUUUUUUUAUAGAAUAGGCGCUGAUAUUUUGUCACUCAAUUUCUACCACUUUUUGUAGAUACAUUUCUAAAUUUCGAAAUAAAAAACAGAUGAUUAUAAGAGUCUGUGUGCGAUUUAUUACGAUGACUGAAGUGAUUAAUAUGUGAAUUUCGAAGUACCUAGCUAAAUAAAAACGAAUAGCUAAAAAUAUAAAAUAAUACAUACAUUUUAUGGUGUAAGUAUAAGGGGCCAGCUGUUUGCAAGGCUAUUUAUAUCGUAAACAUCUAUUUUUAGCGUCUACCUGCUGAAAUUACUCGGCAAACUCUUGUUUCUCACAUUAUUGAGGAGAAAACAUGAUGUUCCAAUAAUAGGGCAAUGAUUGCCCAAUUUUUGCAUUUAGCUGUGUUUUUUGUCGUUUACAUGUAGCUAUAUUUUUUAAAUAUAAUAUGUACCUACAUGGCUGGCCCAGUGAGAUUGUAAACUUAAGAUUUUACAAACGCAUUACUCAGAUAUAUAAUGUUUUGAUUGAGCUAUGCAAAUUUAUUUGAAAUCAAUAUAGGUUUUCAGUUUUAUUUGUUUUCUAUACAUACAAGGAACCGAUAAUCGUGGAGAAAAAUCUUUAUUCAUUGAAGUUGUAAAUAUUUUACAUGUAUUAUUAUUCCUAUUUGUAUUUUUUGGAAUUUAUUAUUUACGAUUAAGGUUUGGUAGUCCGUAACUGUCAGAGACUUUCAAAUUAUGUACAUACAUAUCUAAUAGGUUAAGGGUUUUUUACUUAAUUAAUAAAACUCAUGAACAGUUAGUAAUACUAACUUAUUUGCUAUGCGAAUAUUUAAUCCUUUUAAAUUUUCCCGAUGGCGUAAAUAAUAUUGGUUCAUAAAAAAUACAUAAAUUUAAAUAUACAUAUAAAACAGUUGUUAAUAUGCGUUUACAAAUGAAUUUUUAAUAUUACAGUCGGACCUAACAAUUAUCAUUUCCCGUUCAACCUUAAUCUUUUUCCUACAUAACAUAAAUAGGGGCCAAAAAACUUUGGAGACCCCUGCUUUAAAGGGUAUGUUAAAAGGGUAGUUUGGCAUACAUAUAACUAUGUCAGUUAUGUUCGUGUUUCGAUGUGUGUCGGUUUCGAACUUCAAAAGGAAAAAUGAACCAUGUUGUCAAGUCGCAUAGCAAAUAAGCCACAUUAAGCUAAAAUAAUAAUGUCUGAAACUAUUCCUGUAACAAUUUAUUGGUCCUAUAUAAUCCACCUAGUCAAAGCGCAGUUUUAAUACUAGCUAGGUAGAUAUAACUUAAUUUUAUUAUAAUGUAUGAUUUUAUGAGUGUGGCUAAUAUGACGAUUGGUAUGGUUGAGGUUAUAGCGAUUUUUUUUUACUCAACGAUUUAUUUCAAAGCUAUAAUAUGGGACCGAACUUACAUAGUUUUGUUAUUGUUUGAUAUUUCAUUUUGUAUAAAGUACUUCUAUUAAAUUUUAAGUUCAUUAUUUAUAUGUAAUUAAUUAAAGUAGAAAAGGUACUAUUUAUUUUUAUGCGAUUGAGGAUUUUUGGGCAUUAGCGCGAGGGUAAAGUGAAGACACGUAGAAAGUAAUAGCACGGUGUUUGGUAGUGUAGGUAUUAAUCGUGACUUCACAUCCCCUGUAACCCAAGUAUUGUCUCACAACAAAUAUUAAGACGCGUUAUACCGUUAAGUUUAUGUAAUGAACAAACCAAAAUCACAAUAAAAGAAUGAGUGUUGGAAUUAACAGAGAAUC